AUGGAAGAACAACUUGAGUAAGUUCUAUCUAGAUUUGACGAAGAAAUUACUGAAACUCAUUUGAAAAAGUUCAAAGCAUGCUCUACAAACUUUGUUGGCUCUAGAGGAAAAUUUAAUAAUUUCCUUUCAAAUAUUGUAUUUGAAGAAGAGCCAUCAGCCCCAUGAAGACCUCCACAACCAACCCCUUUAGAUAAUUCCAAAUCAAAAAUACAAGGCUCCUUAUUUCAUCAGAGUAAUAAUGGCACAAAAUCACUUUUCAAAAUUGAAAUUCCUCAAAACAAUAGUUUAAGUGACGGGAAGAAUUUGAAAAUUGAGAGCAAAUCUUUAACGACAAGAAGUGAGUCUAAUAGAGAAUAUGAGAAUGCAGCUAAAAAUAUAACUAAAAGGUAUGCAUUUCCAAAAGAAAGUGGAAUUAAUGAAAAAAUAAGUAAAAACCCGUUUACUGAGCUGAAUAGCAAGAAAAAAGAAGCAUUAAUAGAUAAUAAGAAAGAGACAGGAUUGAUAAAAAAGUUAGGCGACAUAGAUAAGGCUGCAAAAUUGCAGAAAACUCAAGAAAAUUCUUGGCAAAAAGCAUACUUAGAAAAUCCAAUAAGCAAAAAUAAAAACAAAAAUGAAAAUGGCGGCCCUAAGAUUUCCCAUAGAUCCCAUAACUCAGAUUCUGAUGUUUUAGCUAAAAUUUUCAAAUCAAUUGACAGUAUGAAGUCUUCAGAGUUUUCGAUCCAAAAGCCAAUCUUUAACCAGCAAGCAAUUUUACCUUUCGAGCCUUUCUCUUCUCCAAAAACCAUACUUAUCCCAGGCAUAAAAACCCAUGAAAAAUCAAAACUUGACAUAAAAGCUCAAGAAGCAUUAUUGUCUAGACUAUAUCAAACUCCCAGAAAUUGCAGAAGUGAAAUGACAUCUCCAACCCUGACGAGCUCUUCUAGAGCUACACCUAAAAGAUCACUCACAAAUAACAAUAGCCCAGAAGUAGCCAGAACGAAAAUCAAAGAUGAUGGGCACAGAUCUCCAAUUAAAUUAAGAAAUAACCAUAAAAGUAGUGGAAGUUUAACUGAUAGAGCAGCAAGGCCGCAUUUAGAGUCAAAAAUGAGCAAAGCGCCCAGGGUUAAGCAAAAAUAUUUGGACCUUAAAAAUAAAUAG
Molecule: messenger RNA, 1137 nt
Organism: Blepharisma stoltei
Lineage: Eukaryota; Ciliophora; Heterotrichea; Heterotrichida; Blepharismidae
Source: the annotation of a GenBank genome assembly